Molecule: messenger RNA, 3450 nt
Organism: Anneissia japonica
Lineage: Eukaryota; Metazoa; Echinodermata; Crinoidea; Comatulida; Comatulidae
Product: pumilio homolog 1-like
Exons: 17
Coding region: 182-3442 (1086 amino acids)
Biological process (GO): regulation of mRNA stability; miRNA processing
Cellular component (GO): cytoplasm; cytosol
Molecular function (GO): mRNA 3'-UTR binding
Source: RefSeq, a predicted model, not a curated record
AUAAACUGCAGGCAUCGAAAUGACGUCACCCUUGAACGCACAUGCUGCAUCCCCCACAAUUCCUCAUUUCAAAAUGUCGGGAUGUUCGAGCUGAUGGAAUCGUAAACUGUUGUAAAUAAUCCAGUUUCAUCCCCGUCGUGGAAUGAUAUUUGUAAAUAGUUGUAAAGUUAGUUUGUAAAUCAUGACUGAGGUAGCUUGGGACGAUUCUCGCAUUGGACAGCAGGGAGGCCCCGGUGGUGUACAAAAAGCCCCUCGAUCACAGCAUCCAGCCCUUCAACAGGGGUCUAGAGACGAUGCCACUAUCGGUUAUUUUUAUCAACGCCAGCCUAGUGACACAAUUGAUCCUGGACAGUAUGGUAAACAACGAUGGCCUACUGAUAGAGACGACAGCAUUAUUGAGCAGACCAGGGCAGCCGGCAUUGCUAGAAUGACGAACCAAUUUCAUGCGUUGCACUUAGAAGGCGAUCAGAGAUUGAGGAAUAAUGAAGAGUUUGGUGGAAAGAAGUUCUGGGAUCAGGGAGAUGAGCAGAAGCCAGAGGACAGUCUGUUCUUAGGUGGAAACCAGUGGCAGGCUGCCAGUUGGGGAGGUGUCUCAAUGCCUCAGCAAACUGGCACAGAUCACUCUGUAUCCCAGCCUAUAAUGGUGCAACGCAGAGGUCUGUCCCCGGGGUCUUUCCAGGGCCAAGAGAAUGCUGUUCUUUCCCCACGCUCAGAAACGAGUGGGCUUGGAGUGAGUAUGGCUGAGUAUGUGCUUGGCAGCUCACCGGCUACCUUAGGCAAGGAUAUGGAUGCUAAGAUGCCAAGAUUGAAAACAGCUGCUAGAUUUCCGGUAUCGAAUCAGACCACGGAACCAACCCAAAGUGAGACCAUUGAGCAAGCUAAUGCUAAAGGUAGCAAAACUCCCUCACCUUUUGAUGAAAGCAAAGAGCCUAAUCCCGCUGACAACCAGAACGAGAAUCCACAGACUACUACCCAGCCACAACAAGAGACAAUUCUCCCAGGUGUGAAUCAAGUACCUGUUGAGGAGGUCGGUAAGGUCGCAGUACAGCAGCAGAUUGACCUUCACCGCCAUGUGCUACAACAUCAGAAGACAAACCAAGAAAACUACAUGGAACAAGCCCAGCAGAACCCCCUGCAGAUUGACACACAGCAUGUGUCUGUGGAUCCGUUACAGUUUGACUACAGCGCUCAGAUGGUCCCUAGUAUGGACAGUCCCAGCUACAUGGAAUACAAUCAUACACAGAUGAUGCAGCAACGCCAAGCUACCCCUCAGGCUAUUGCUAUUCAACAACUAACAUCUCAGCAACAACAGCAAUACGCAUUAGCUGCGGCCCAACAACAGCAACUAGGCCUUGCUCCCACUGCCUUUGCUCCUACGAACCCGUAUAUAAUUACUGGUGCUGCACCCACUGCCCAAGAUCCUUAUGCAUUAGGCCUCACAGCAACAAUCGCAGGUCAGCCUACAGUUGUUCAGCCCCAGUACGCGUAUGGCGUAGCCCCGUGGAGUGCCGUCUACCCUGGCGUCAUCAUACCUCAGCAACAACAGCAACAAGGUAUGCAACAGCAGCAGAUGGUAAGAAACCAGCAGAAUGGAAGACCUUUGACACCACAGAGCCAGCAGCAGCAACAACAGGGUCAACCACAGCAGCCAGGACAGCAAGACCAAAAUAACCCAGCCACCUCUGCUCAAGCACAGGCCCAAGCUCAGGCCCAAGCCGUGCAAGCCCAGGCACAGGCUUUACAAGCGCAAGCAUUAGCCACUCCAGCUGGUUACCAAGUAAUUGCACCUGUGUAUUAUGAUCAGACAGGAGCCCUGAUCAUGGGAAAUCCUCGUCCAGUGCAAACUGCCAAUGGGAUGGCCAACACCAACGGUCCAUUUCGUCUACUAAAUGCUCAACAACAGCAGCAGCAACAGCAGGCACCGAUAUCGCUGUACACAAAUAACCCAAUGCCUGCCGGUACACCUACGCAGACCACUAACCCAGUUGGAUCGUUCACCCAGAACAGCUCCAUGUUCAGCAAUGGCAGUAUUGGAUCACUGGGUUCCACCGUUGGUUCCAUAGGGAUUGCUGGUUCAACGUCAUUAGGCGAUCGUCGUGACUCUCUUGGCAGCGAUAAGCGUCCAGGCUUUUCGGGAUUUUAUGGCAGCUCUCCUACUGCUCUAGGGCCGUUUGGUAUCUCGCCAACAAACACUGGUAGCUUAACCCCUCCACCAUCCCAGACGUCACUAUGUGGAAUAAGUCUUGCUCCAGGGGCAGAAGCUAAGUAUCAUCGCAGCAGUUCCGCAUCUACAAGUGGCUGGUCUAACACCCUCUUUCCACCUCGUAGUCUUCGUAGUUCUACUUUCAUGGAGAAGAGUGCGCCAGGUCGUAGCAGACUUCUGGAGGAUUUCAGAAACAAUCGGUUCCCCAAUCUGCAGCUGCGUGAUCUGACGGGCCACAUUGUGGAGUUCUCACAAGACCAACAUGGUUCCCGCUUCAUCCAGCAAAAGCUUGAGCGUGCUUCCAUCCCGGAACGGCAGAUGGUGUUUGGAGAAAUUCUUGGUGCUGCUUACAACCUCAUGACCGAUGUGUUUGGCAACUAUGUUAUCCAGAAAUUUUUUGAGUUUGGCAGCACCGAACAAAAGCAAGCGUUAGCGCAACGGAUCAGAGGUCAUGUAUUGCCUCUGGCUUUGCAAAUGUAUGGGUGCCGUGUCAUACAGAAAGCUUUGGAAUCCAUUCCUCCAGAAUUGCAGGUGGAGAUCGUUCGUGAGCUUGAUGGGCAUGUGUUAAAGUGUGUGAAGGACCAAAAUGGCAAUCAUGUCGUUCAGAAGUGUAUCGAGUGCGUUGAACCAGCCGCUCUGCAGUUCAUCAUCGAUGCCUUCCGUAGUCAGGUGUUCUCGCUGUCCACUCAUCCUUAUGGAUGUCGUGUUAUCCAACGAAUCCUGGAACAUUGUACAGUGGAUCAAACUCUACCGAUCCUUGAGGAGCUUCAUCAGAACACAGAGCGUCUGGUUCAGGAUCAAUAUGGAAAUUACGUGAUCCAGCAUGUGUUGGAGCAUGGUCGGCCUGAAGAUAAAAGCAAAAUUGUCAAUGAGCUACGUGGAAAAGUGCUUGUCCUAAGUCAGCAUAAGUUCGCAAGUAAUGUGGUGGAGAAAUGUGUUACUCAUGCAUCAAGACCAGAAAGGGCCUUGCUUAUUGAUGAAGUUUGUACAUUUAAUGAUGGUCCCCACAGUGCUCUGUAUACUAUGAUGAAGGACCAAUACGCCAACUACGUGGUGCAGAAGAUGAUCGACGUAGCCGAGCCCAACCAACGCAAACUACUCAUGCAUAAGAUUCGUCCACACGUGAGCACUCUGCGCAAGUAUACGUACGGCAAGCAUAUUUUGGCCAAGCUGGAGAAGUUCUUCAUGAAGAGCAACGACCUGGGACCUAUCGGUGCCCCUCCAAAUGGCACUUUGUAAACAUCGCC